Mesorhabditis spiculigera is the source of this 1230-nucleotide messenger RNA. Lineage: Eukaryota; Metazoa; Nematoda; Chromadorea; Rhabditida; Rhabditidae. The record is from the annotation of a GenBank genome assembly.
AUGCCCCGACUACCGUAUCCCGCCCCUGCUGUCAACUACCGUAUUUUGAUAUGCCUCAUCCUCUACAAGAUGGCUCGUGCACAGUCGCCCAGCGUACUCGACAACGGCGUCAGCGGUCUACCGGAAGUGGAAUGUAUGGAGGACAGGGUGAAGCUGUUGUUCAACACCGCCCGCCCAUUUACAGGCCGAAUCUUUGUGAAGGGAAUGGUGGACAAGACGGACUGUGUACGUCGCUUUGAUACGAACACGAACAACUCGGUGGAAUUUGACCUGCUGAAUGGAGCGUGCAAUAUGCGGAGGCAUCGAAUGAUCCAACCGGACAAGCGUGGAAUGGAACAAUCAAUCACGGUCAUCAUCUCCUUCCAUCCCACAUUCAUCACAAAGGUCGAUAAGGCAUUCAGAUGCACCUGUUUCUACAUGGAAGCCGACAAAGUGGUCACUAGCCGUUUUGACGUCAGUAUGCUACCCACAACAGAUCUCAUCGAUACGGCCCGAAUGCCAUUAUGUACGUAUACCGUACGCCGUGAUUCUAUUGACGGGCCAGUGGUACAGUAUGCUACUGUGGGAGAGACGGUGUAUCAUGUAUGGCAGUGUGAAAGUGAUAUGUUCUCAAUGCUUGUCCAUUCUUGUUUUGUUGACGAUGGAAACGGCCAAGACCGGAAACCGAUUCUGGAUGAGAGAGGAUGUACCCUUGAUGAUGUGAUCGUCCCGGAAUUGACGUACAACUCCAAGAAUAAUUUGGCAUACGCGCCCGUUUCGGUCUUUAAAUUUGCCGACAAGGUGACAACCUAUUUCCAAUGUGCCGUCAGUACUUGUAUGCUAUCGGAGGGGAUGUGCGAAGGGAAAACGCCGCCAGCCUGCGGGGCGCAGCGGCCCGCGUUGCGUCUGGUGCGUUCGGUGGAUGAGGUGAUGAAUCGGACGCGGUCGAAACAGGUGCAUUUGGAUGGGAAUACGAUGGAUUUGGCCGCGCAAAAGAUCAUGGUAUGCUUUUCCUGCGCCUCUGUCGAAUAUCAGACACUUUUCGAGCGCAAUCCGGCACUCGCGAAUUCUGUUAUGGUGCCAAAAUUCGCGGAAUACUGUGACAGCGAGGCGGGCGUUCAGCAAUUGGCUCCGUACGAGAAUUGCCGAUCGGCCUGUGUUACGGCCUCCAAGUCCCAUACCGACCUCACGUUUUUAUACGUGGAUGUGCAGACAAGGUGUUCUCUGCAAUGGAACAUCGACCUGUUGAAG